GAGAUCAACAAAAACAGAUUGGCAGGAUGACUAGAAUAGACUGAUGAGCUGCUCCUUAUCGCCGUUAAACAGUACCGUAGCAUCAUGCUAAGCUAAUUCAGGCUAUAUUACAUUAUAAUUCCGGCUAUAUUACACCAAAUAUUGGUCAUAUUAGGUAUAACGACGGAGGCUGCUACAGGCUGGUAUGGUAAGUCUAUCUGAGGAAAGGGUGAUGAUAUCCACAUCCUAAACUGGAGAAUACCCGUGCUGGGCUAAAUAGUGAGAUGAAGGAAUGAGAGGCAAGCACACAUAGCACUGCUACUUCCCAGCUCUUUCUUCCUGCAUCCAAAUGAUCAACAAGGCUCUCUGACCAGACAUGGGGAACGUCUGGACCAGCCCAGUCUCUAUGCCAGGGAAUGGAGAUGGCACCAACACCAGCUCUGAUCCCUUUCUGAGAAACAACGAUACCCUGAGGGUCCUGUCUGACUGCACCUCUGCAGACGUCAGUGAAACCCUGAUCGUCUUGUCUGACUACCCCUCAGCAGACGUCAGCGUGCCUCUCUUCAGGAUAGGAGAGAGACUGAGACUCCUGGCAGAGGAGGGUUACUGGUGGAGGGUUUGUUCUGUCCAAACAGGAUAUGAGAACUACAUCCCCAACAACCAUGUGGCCAAGGUCUAUCACGGCUGGUUGUUUGAAGGGGUGGCCCCUUGGUUGAAUUGUAUUCUGUAUUCAUUUAGCUGGUUGUUUGAAGGGGUGGCCCCUUGGUUGAAUUGUAUUCUGUAUUCAUUUAGCUGGUUGUUUGAAGGGGUGGCCCCUUGGUUGAAUUGUAUUCUGUAUUCAUUUAGCUGGUUGUUUGAAGGGGUGGCCCGACCCAAAGCAGAGGAACUGCUUCGUCUGCCCGGAAACAGAGCUGGCUCCUUCAUGAUCAGAGAAAGUCAAAAAGGAGUGUAUACCCUGUCUGUACGGCACAGGGUUAUGGUACACUAUCGGAUCAUCCGCCUUCCCAACAACUGGUACUACAUCUCUCCUGGUCUAACCUUCCAGUGUCUAGAGGACCUCGUCAACCACUACUCUGAUUGUGCAGACGGCCUGUGCUGUAUUCUCACCACCCCCUGUCAGGCUGUAACCAAUGGCAACCUCAACCUGGCCUCCCAGGCACCCCCUGUGGUGAUGCACAACAACUUCAACUGGAAAGACGUCAACAGCUCGGAGCUGACAGACCAGCCUCAUCGUUACCCCGGCAACAGAGACUCUAUGAUCAGCUUUGGCUUGCGGAACACAGUCUCCUCCUACAUGUCUCUGGGGGACAUGAGGAAGGAGAGGAAGAGCAGCAGCUGGAGGAAGAAUAAGAGGAGGAGUAGUGUGUGUGUACCUCCCGGUAACGGUCACGGACUCAGCACUACAGCACUGGAAGAGGAAGAGGAGGGGGAGUACGCACAAGCCAUCCUCCUGAACUCUUAAGACUGGAUAUGGGCUUAAAUGUAGAGGACAUAUCCUGCUGUAUAGAGAGGACAUGUCCUGCUGUAUAGAGAGGACAUAAUCCUGCUGUAUAGAGAGGACAUAUCGUGCUGUGUAGAGAGGACAUAUCGUGCUGUGUAGAGAGGACAUGAUCAUGCUGUAUAGAGAGGACAUAUCGUGCUGUGUAGAGAGGACAUGAUCCUGCUGUAUAGAGAGGACAUGUCCUGCUGUAUAGAGAGGACAUGUCCUGCUGUAUAGAGAGGACAUGUCCUGCUGUAUAGAGAGGACAUAAUCCUGCUGUAUAGAGAGGACAUAUCCUGCUUUAUAGAGAGGACAUAUCCUGCUGUAUAGAGAGGACAUAAUCCUGCCGUAUAGAGAGGACAUGUCCUGCUGUAUAGAGAGGACAUAUCGUGCUGUAUAGAGAGGACAUAAUCCUGCUGUAUAGAGAGGACAUGAUCCUGCUGUAUAGAGAGGACAUGAUCCUGCUGUAUAGAGAGGACAUAAUCCUGCUGUAUAGAGAGGACAUAAUCCUGCUGUAUAGAGAGGACAUAAUCCUGCUGUAUAGAGAGGAUAUAUCCUGCUUUAUAGAGAGGACAUGUCCUGCUGUAUAGAGAGGACAUAUCGUGCUGUGUAGAGAGGACAUAUCGUGCUGUGUUGAGAGGAAAUAAUCCUGCUGUAUAGAGAGGACAUAAUCCUGCUGUAUAGAGAGGACAUAGUGCUGUAUAGAGAGGACAUAGUGCUGUAUAGAGAGGACAUAGUGCUGUAUAAAGAGGACAUAGUGCUGUAUAGAGAGGACAUAGUGCUGUAUAGAGAGGACAUAGUGCUGUAUAAAGAGGACAUAAUCCUGCUGUAUAGAGAGGACAUAGUGCUGUAUAGAGAGGACAUAGUGCUGUAUAGAGAGGACAUAAUCCUGCUGUAUAGAGAGGACAUAGUGCUGCUGUGUAGAGAGGACAUUAUCGUGCUGUGUUGAGAGGACAUAAUCCUGCUGUAUAGAGAGGACAUAGCAUACUGGACUAUGCCGUGAACGUGGAAGUAAAACUGUGAUGACUGUCACACUGCAUAAUCAGUGACAUUCGUACCAUUAAUCACAAGGGUGUUACUGCUUGACAGCCUAAACUAGUUGUAAACAGCUGGAAUGGUUAAGACCGUUAGUGUAACAGCAUUAUUUACACACGAGGGCUUAGUAACACAUCCACAAUAGCCCUAUUUAGUGCACUACUUUUGAUAGGGGCUCUGGUCAAAAGCAGUACACUAUAUAGGGAAUAGGGCACCAUUUGGGACUCUUAGUGAAGGUCAGUGAGGAUCAGGGGUCACAGGUCAGCUUACCAUGAGCAGCAUCCUGUCGAAGAGACCUCGCGAGGAGGGGGAGGUCAGAUGUAGGCUGGCCACGUCGGCUCCACUCCGCUCUGCCCCCACCGUCACCAGCCUGGGGUCACCUCCGAACGCCUCAAUGUUCUCCUGGACCCACUUCAGAGCGGCUACCUGGUCCUGGAAGCCGGCGUUACCUGGCAGGGCUGUGGUCCCUAGAGGCAUUCAGUUCACACUGCUGUUAUUUCAUGUACCGUGUCAAGAGUCAAAUCCAUUCAAGAGAUAUAUUACGUUAUAUAAAAGUGUGUUCUUUGGGUUGUGA
Molecule: messenger RNA, 3068 nt
Organism: Oncorhynchus gorbuscha (pink salmon)
Lineage: Eukaryota; Metazoa; Chordata; Actinopteri; Salmoniformes; Salmonidae
Product: src-like-adapter
Exons: 7
Coding region: 356-1441 (361 amino acids)
Molecular function (GO): protein binding
Source: RefSeq, a predicted model, not a curated record